This is a messenger RNA of Vigna radiata var. radiata (mung bean), 1141 nucleotides long. Its product is annotated as flavin mononucleotide hydrolase 1, chloroplatic. The transcript has 6 exons. Lineage: Eukaryota; Viridiplantae; Streptophyta; Magnoliopsida; Fabales; Fabaceae. The record is from RefSeq and is a predicted model, not a curated record. Bases 123 to 881 code for a protein of 252 amino acids.
AUAGUUUGUGGGUAUUGAAGAGAAGACAUUAAAUUUUUUAAUGGCCAAGAAGAGCAGAGAGAAUAUUGAAGAGAAGAAAAAAGGUGAAAGCAACAUGCAAUGAAUUACAGAGUGAUACAAAAAUGGCGUUAAUGGGAGGAAUUGGAGUACCCUCAUUCUCUAUCUGUUGUUUCUUCCAAACAAGACCCACCAGACGUUUGUGUCUCAAAUUCAGAUUGAAACCUUCAUCAUCACAUUCAGUCACUACCAUGGCAUUCACCAAUAAUACCAAUGAAAGGAAGCUUCCUGUUCUGCUAUUUGAUAUCAUGGAUACCCUUGUUCGUGACCCUUUCUACCAAGAUGUCCCUGCCUUCUUCGGAAUGUCUUUAAAGGAGCUCAUAGAUAUCAAGCACCCAACUGCUUGGAUUGAGUUCGAAAAGGGUCUCAUUGAUGAGAUGGAGCUGGCAAGAAAAUUUUUUAAAGAUGGAAGGGAUUUUGAUUUAGAAGGCCUUAAAACUUGUAUGAGAAGUGGAUAUUCGUACAUAGAAGGCAUCGAACCGUUGCUUCUUUCCUUAAAGAAAAACAACUAUGAGAUGCAUGCUUUUACAAACUACCCUAUAUGGUACCAGUUGAUUGAAGACAAGUUAAAACUAUCAACAUAUUUAUCGUGGACAUUUUGCUCAUGCACAUUUGGAAAGAGGAAGCCUGAUACUGAAUUCUAUAAAGAAGUUGUGAGGCAUCUUAAUGUUGAUCCAACAAAUUGUAUUUUCGUAGAUGACAGGCAAACAAAUGUGGAGGCUGCAACUGAAGUUGGCAUCAGAGGUCUACAUUUCAAGAAUGUCAAUUUACUGUGUGAAAAACUGUCAUUGAUGGGAAUUGACAUUUCAACAGAAGAAGAAUGACAGUUCUUUUUAUGUUCAGUUUCUUAACUACAAUUUAAUUUUUAGAUUUAUUUUAUUAUAUGCAAGUGGAAGCAAAUAGUUAUAAAUAACAAGUAUUUCCAAAUGUAUAUUUGUCAACCUUUGAAUAAAUCAAAAGGUUUCUUAAGUGCUUUGUUAUCUACAGUAGCAUUUUUCACCUCAAUUUGAUCUUGUAAUCUUAAUUUGUGUUUUAUAUUAUUUCUCUAUUUCAAUUUUAAAAACUUUAAAGACAUCCAAAACCU